Messenger RNA from Ricinus communis (castor bean), 3735 nucleotides. Its product is annotated as disease resistance protein RPV1. NCBI's taxonomy places the organism in Eukaryota, Viridiplantae, Streptophyta, Magnoliopsida, Malpighiales, Euphorbiaceae. The record is from RefSeq and is a predicted model, not a curated record. The transcript is spliced from 5 exons. Gene Ontology annotation, molecular function: ADP binding. Gene Ontology annotation, biological process: signal transduction; defense response. The coding region runs from base 312 to 3602 and encodes 1096 amino acids.
UUGUUUAGCUUCCAAAGCUCCCACUACUGAUUCCUUCUAAAUUGCUUCUUUUCUAUUGGAAAUGUGAACACUCUCUUACGUAUUUGAGAGCAUAGUGCCCCUUUUACUUUCCAAGUUCUUUAACCCUCAUCUUCAUCUUCUUCAAAAUGGGAAUAAUUUAUUAAUCCACAUUCCACUUCUUUUUCCUUGGAUUCCUUAAUUUAUUGUAUUAGGAAGCUUUGUAGGAAAAUGAGUAAGAAAAUUCGCCUCUCUUUCUUGGAGACUUGGUGAAGAAGGAGACUUCAUGUUUACAGUACAAUCCUUUCAUCACUAUGAAUUUUUUUUCUUCUUCUGCUUCUGCUUCUGCUUCUUCCUCUUCCAAUUCCACUACCUCCCAAGAAAAAUAUGAUAUUUUCCUUAGCUUCAGAGGUGAAGACACUCGUUAUAACUUUACGAGCCACCUCCAUGCUGCAUUGAAUGGAAAGAGAAUUCCAACCUUCAUUGAUGACGAUCUUGAGAGAGGAAAAGAAAUUUCACCAUCACUUUUGAAAGCCAUUGAAGAGUCUAAAAUCUCAGUGGUUAUUAUCUCACAAGACUAUCCUUCUUCCAAAUGGUGCUUGGAGGAACUUGUAAAGAUUCUUGAAUGCAUGAAAAACAGAGGACAGAUGGUUAUCCCAGUUUUUUACAGGGUUGAUCCAUCCCACGUUCGCAAUCAAACAGGCAGUUUUGAAGAUGUGUUUGCCCGGCAUGAAGAAUCCUUGUCGGUGAGCAAAGAAAAGGUGCAGAGCUGGAGGGCUGCCUUAAAGGAAGUUGCUAAUUUAUCCGGCUGGCAUUCAACGAGCACCAGGCCGGAAGCUGAAGCCGUUAAGGAAAUAAUAGAGGUUAUUGUGAAGAAAUUGAACCAAAUGUCCCCAAAUUGCUACUCUAGAGGUUUGGUCGGAAUGGAGUCUAGGAUUCAAGAAAUUGAAUCUCUAUUAUGUCUGAGAUCAUCAAAUGUUAGGAUAGUUGGGAUAUGGGGCAUGGGUGGUCUUGGUAAGACCACUCUUGCUAGAGCUAUAUAUGAUCGAAUCGCUCCUCAAUUUGAAAUUUGUUACUUUCUUUCAAAUGCAAGGGAGCAAUUGCAAAGAUGUACACUAUCUGAAUUACAAAACCAACUUUUCUCAACACUGUUAGAGGAACAAAGCACUCUUAAUCUACAGCGGUCGUUUAUAAAGGAUCGGCUUUGUCGUAAGAAAGUUCUUAUUGUUAUCGAUGAUGCAGAUGAUUCAACACAAUUGCAAGAGCUAUUGUUAGAGAGUGAGCCUGAUUAUUUUGGUUCAAGAAGUCGAAUUAUCAUAACAAGUAGGGAUAAGCAAGUACUCAGGAAUAUUGCUAGAGAUAAGAUUUAUGCAAUGCAGAAAUUGAAAAAGCAUGAAGCUCUUCAACUCUUUAGCUUGAAGGCUUUUAAGCAAGACAAUCCCACAUGUCGUCAUUGUAGGUUGCAAGCAGAAAGGGUGGUAAAAUAUGCAAAAGGCAAUCCAUUGGCUCUUACAGUUUUGGGUUCUGCAUUGUUUGGUAAACGUGAAAAAGAUUGGAAAAGUGCACUGGAAAGAUUAGAAAGAAACCCUAACAAGAAAAUCGAUGAUGUUCUGAGAAUAAGUUAUGAUGGACUAGAUUCUGAAGAGCGAAGCAUAUUUCUUGAUAUUGCUUGUUUCUUCCGAGGACAAGAUGGAGAUUUUGUAACCAAAACAUUGGAUGGCUAUUAUGGUUCUGCACAUAGUGUUAUAAGCACUCUAAUUGACAGGUCUGUCAUUAUGCUUUCUUCUGACUCUAGCAAGUUAGACUUGCAUGAUCUGCUUCAAGAGAUGGGCCGAAAAAUAGUUUUUGAAGAAUCUAAGAAUCCUGAAAACCGUAGCAGGUUGUGGACUCCUGAAGAUGUCUGCUAUGUCUUGAAUGAAAACAGGGGAACUGAAGCAAUUGAAGGCAUAUCAUUGGAUAAGUCAAAGGCAACAUCAGAGAUUCGCUUGAAGCCUGACGCGUUCUCAAGGAUGUGUCGUCUUAGAUUUCUGAAAUUCUACAAGUCACCAGGAGAUUUCUACAGGUCACCAGGAGACAGACAUAGUAAAGAUAAACUGCAGAUUUCUCGUGAUGGUCUUCAAUCUCUUCCCAAUGAAUUGAGGCAUCUCUAUUGGAUUGAUUUCCCGAUGAAAUCCUUACCACCGAGUUUCAAUCCAGAAAAUCUGGUUGUGCUUCACCUACGUAAUAGCAAAGUUAAAAAGCUUUGGACAGGAACACAGAAUCUCGUGAAGUUAAAAGAGAUUGACCUUUCGGGAUCCAAAUACUUGAUUGGAAUUCCAGACUUGUCAAAGGCCAUAUACAUUGAGAAAAUCGAUCUUUCAGAUUGUGACAGUUUAGAGGAGGUUCACUCGUCCAUACAAUAUCUUAACAAACUAGAAUUCCUAAAUCUCUGGCAUUGCAAUAAACUCAGAAGACUUCCAAGAAGAAUUGAUUCGAAAGUUCUAAAAGUUCUAAAACUAGGCAGCACAAGAGUGAAAAGAUGUCCAGAGUUUCAAGGAAAUCAGCUGGAAGAUGUAUUCCUAUAUUGUCCUGCAAUAAAGAAUGUGACAUUAACAGUCUUAUCCAUCUUAAAUUCUUCAAGACUUGUUCAUUUAUUUGUUUAUCGUUGCAGGAGACUCUCGAUUCUACCAAGCAGCUUUUAUAAAUUGAAAUCUCUCAAGUCACUUGAUUUACUGCAUUGUUCAAAACUUGAGAGCUUCCCGGAGAUCUUGGAGCCCAUGUAUAAUAUAUUCAAAAUAGACAUGAGCUAUUGCAGAAAUCUAAAGAGCUUUCCUAACAGCAUCAGUAAUUUGAUAUCUUUGACAUAUCUUAAUUUAGCAGGAACUGCUAUUAAACAGAUGCCAUCAUCCAUUGAACAUCUGAGUCAGCUAGACUUUUUGGACCUCAAGGACUGUAAAUAUCUUGAUAGCCUUCCAGUCUCUAUUCGUGAACUUCCUCAACUGGAAGAAAUGUACUUAACUUCCUGCGAGAGUCUCCAUUCCUUACCGGAGCUGCCAUCAUCUUUAAAGAAACUACGUGCAGAAAAUUGCAAAUCACUGGAGAGGGUAACCUCCUACAAAAAUCUUGGAGAGGCAACAUUUGCAAACUGCUUGAGAUUGGACCAAAAGUCUUUCCAGAUAACUGAUCUCCGUGUUCCAGAAUGUAUUUAUAAAGAACGUUAUUUGCUUUAUCCGGGAAGUGAAGUUCCAGGAUGCUUCAGUAGUCAAAGUAUGGGAUCUUCAGUCACCAUGCAGUCUUCCUUAAAUGAGAAGCUGUUCAAAGCCGCUGCUUUCUGCGUUGUCUUUGAAUUUAAGAAAUCGUCAGACUGCGUUUUUGAAGUUCGGUACAGAGAGGACAACCCUGAAGGUAGAAUUCGGAGUGGAUUCCCAUAUUCUGAGACUCCCAUUUUGACCAACACGGAUCAUGUGCUAAUAUGGUGGGACGAAUGCAUAGACCUCAACAAUAUUUCAGGCGUCGUGCAUUCAUUUGAUUUCUAUCCCGUUACGCAUCCAAAGACUGGCCAGAAAGAAAUUGUAAAACAUUGCAAGGUGAAAAGAUGUGGCUUACAUAUGUUACCUCGGACUUAAGUUAACAAUGCAUCUCCUGUUGUAUCUCUUAUCUAUUUGUAUAUGAAUUUUCAUAUCAAAGUUUGGAUUGUGAAGUUUUUAGAAGCUGAAUUGUUUCAUAUAUACCAAUCCAUCACCUGGUUUUCCUUUUUCA